Molecule: messenger RNA, 543 nt
Organism: Brassica rapa (field mustard)
Lineage: Eukaryota; Viridiplantae; Streptophyta; Magnoliopsida; Brassicales; Brassicaceae
Source: RefSeq, a predicted model, not a curated record
AUGCAAAUACAUCAACUUAGAUGGAGAUUUCAGUGGAGCAAGAUAGUAUGGUUCUCACAAGGAGUUCCGAGAUAUGCUUUUAUCACCUGGCUUGCAAUUCGUGAUAGACUGUCGACAGGCCACCGUACAAGCCAGUGGGGUCAACCGCAAAGAUGUCUUUACUGUGGUGAGCCAGAUGAGACGAGAGACCAUCUCUUCUUUGCUUGCCCAUUUACAUUUACUCUCUGGCUGAAGGUUGUUGGAAAUCUGUUUGGUAUCGACCCCGACCCGGACUGGGACACCACGCUUGAGCGUCUGCAGAAUGGAACGUAUGACCGGCUCACGUUCAUACUCCUGCGACUUGUCUUUCAGGUUUCCGUUUACUUCAUCUGGAUAGAGCGAAAUGAUAGGAAGCAUAGUAACCGAGCAAAGUCUGUGGAGCAACUAGCAAAGCUGAUUGAUAAGGCAGUCCGGAACAGGUUAUCAUCUACCCAUUAUUUCCUCAAGCCGAAGCUGAAAGGAAUUAUGUGCAGAUGGUUUGAAGCUCAUCCCCACCGCGAGUGA